Messenger RNA from Paramuricea clavata, 4191 nucleotides. NCBI's taxonomy places the organism in Eukaryota, Metazoa, Cnidaria, Anthozoa, Malacalcyonacea, Plexauridae. The record is from the annotation of a GenBank genome assembly.
AUGUAUUCGUUAUACAGCCUACAGGAUCGGGAAAAUCACUUAUAUAUCAGUCCGCUCCCGUCGUCUUUGACACAAUAUAUCCAUUGUCAAGUGCCAAGUGGGAGGUCAAUAGCACUUGUAGUAUCUCCUCUGACAUCGCUUAUGCAAGAUCAAGUACGCUACCUGAAGUCUGUCGGGAUUAGUGCUGAGUUUAUUGGGGAUGAUCAAAUGAGCGAAGAUGCAAAUGAAGUUGUUGAACGUGGUGAAUGUCAAAUUGUGUAUGGCUCACCUGAGGCAUUUUUAUCAACUAAAAGAUGGCGUGCUAUGAUAAGCAAUAAUGUUUAUAAAGAAAGAUUGCGUCUGGUAGCGGUUGACGAAGCUCAUUUUAUAUCUCACUGGUAAGCAGAUUUCCCUUUUUUAAAAUCUGUGUGGUUUUCCUCAUAUGUUUUAAUGUUUUAUAUGAUUGAGAAGUUUUAGGAGAAUGUUUGUACAUGAAAUAUUGUUUACAUUUUGCUGGCAGGCAACAUUUAUAUUUUAUACUGUUUAUAUUGUAUUAAAAUAACUAUGUGCUUUCAAGAACCAUUGCGUGCUACAAAAAUGUAAACAGUGUUGACUGCUGUCUGCCAGAAAAUAUGCUGAACUGUAAUAAACAUUUGUACCUUGGUGCACCCUACUUUGUUGGUGGAAAGUUGGCAUGUUGCCGCAUAAAUAUUUGGUGGAUAAAAGAAAAAAAUUGUGCUUUUCAAUGACAUCAAUGUCUGUAUUACUCUUUCAACACAGUUUUAUUAUACACAAUUAAAAAACUAACGAGUAAUGACCUAAAGUUAAAACAUUAAAAUUCUACUAGGUUCAAAUAAAAACAAACAAUUAAUUUUGGUGUUAUCCCAUACCAUGUUAUCGGCCUCUUCAGUAAUAUGCCAUAUUGUUACUGAAUAGGCUGUGAUAACAGAAAUUAAUUUAGAUUGCUAAGAUUGUAUUUAUGUAUGUGUUUAUUUGAAGGUAGUGGAAAUUUAAAGUCUGUAAGGUAAACAAAUGCUUUGUUUACAUUUUGAACUCAGCACUACAGUUGUAAAAUAUGAUUAGAUAUAUAUUAUACUGAAUUUUUAACACUCUUCUGCUUCACUAUGCUUGUAAAUGAAUACAGAAUAGAGAUUCAAUUCAGGAACGUUCAGUAGGUGCAAAGUAUUAAUAACAUUCCAAUGGUCGAGUCUGGACCAUUGGAAUGUAGGCUUGCGCAGAAAGUAUGCGCAGAACAGAUUUUACAUGGUCUUUAAUGUUUUAAAAUAAACUUUGUCUAAACCGAGAAAAUCAAAGCUAACGUUUAUGUAAAUUAACAUGAUUUUUUAUCACAUAUAAAGAUACGACACGCUUAUGAUUUUUCUUUGUGUUUUCCUCCUGAAUUAUUAAUGAGUUUUUUAAGUAUAGAUGAAAUCUUUCAUUAUGGACUUUUUUAUUUCACUGUCUUUUUUUGCAAUCUAUCUUUCUAAUUUUGCAAUCCCUCUGCACACAUCAUACAAUGUCGCCCACCAUGCAAGCUGCAGAGGUGUAACUUAACAUUUGCCCGGGGCAAGUGAAUAUAAUGACGGGCAAGUAAAUGUUUUAUCGUGCUUGCCCGAUUGGGCAAGUUGCCUUGCCACAAAAGCUGGGCAUCUUUAAGUUUAUGUUUUUUAUAAUGCGUGUACUUGAUUCAAAUUUUGUUUUUUUGUUGGCCAAAGCUAGAUCUGAGACAGUAUAACAUAGCCAUAUAGAGCUAUGGGAGAAUGGGUCGACAUGUCUUUUAUACCCGCCAUUGUUUGAUGGCAAGUGAAUUUUAUUCAGGGCAUCUAAUUUUUAUGUGUGGGAAAAAAAGUAAAGUUACACCACUGAGCUGGUGCUCACAAUAAAAUAAACUUUCUUUUCUGUGAUGCCACAAUGAGGUGUUGAGAUUUUAAAUGUAAUCAAUCUAUAGUACCAGACUUAAUGGUAACCCAUAAGGCAGAACCAGAGUUGUAAUGUAACAAUUGCCCGGGGCAGGUGAUUAUCAUGACGGGCAAGUAAACGUUUUAUCUUGAUUGCCCGAUUGGGCAAGUUGCCUUGCCACAAAAUGUUCGGCAUCUUUAAGUUUAUAUUUUCAUUAUCGGAUAAUUUUUUUCAUAAUGCAUGUACUUCAUUAAAAUGUUGUUUUUUGUGGGCCAAAGUUAUAUCUAAUGCAGUAUAACAUACCGUAAACCUCCGACUAUAAGCCCCCCCCCGAAUAUAAGCCCCCUGUGUAUAAGCCCACCACUUGUACUAACGCUCACAUCAUUCCAAAUAUAAGCCCGCCCCCCUCCCGAAUAUAAGCCCACCCGAAUAUAAGCCCCCCAAAUAUAAGUCCCCCAAUUAAUAUAAGCCCAGUAAUCGCUGCUUAAUACAUGUUUAUUUCCCUGUUUAUGACUUGUUUAUUACUAACACAAAAGAUUGUCCAUGUAUAAGCCCACCCGUAUAUAAGCCCCCUCCCCUUGUAUAAGCCCAUCAAAAAUCGCUUACAAAAGUAUAUAAGCCCAGGGCUUAUAGUCGGAGGUUUACGGUAGCCUUUUAGAGCAGUGGGAGAACGGGUCGACAUGUUGUCCCCUUAAUUUAUACCCCCUAUCUAGGUACCCCAUGCAGCAGACAUUGUCUGAUGGCAGGUGAAUUUUAUUCAGGGCAACUAGUUUUCAUGUCCAACACUCCAACUUGCUCUGAGGGCAAGUGGUCAAAAAAGUAAAGUUACACCACCAAGAACAUACUAUCCUCAUAUAAAUAGGCAUGAAUACUUCAGAUAAAAAUGAUGAAAAAAUGAUGAAGGGUUAAUGCCAAUUUAUUUAUGUUAGUUUCUGUUUGUUUUAUAAUGUUCAGGGGUUAUGCAUCAAAGAAAGGAGAGAUGGCUUUUCGAAAAUGGUUUAGCCGAAUAAAUGAGAUUCGCUCAAUUGUUGGACGAGUGCCAGUGAUCGCUCUUACAGCAACAGCCACGACUGUAACCAGGCUGAAAAGUAUGCGAGCUCUGGAAAUAAAGAACCCAGCGUUAAUACUUGAGAGCCCAAACAGGCAUAACAUAAGUUAUGCUGCCCAAGUGAUUAACCAUGAUCUUGCAAAAACGUUUCAAACAAUGGUUCAACAAUUGAAAGAAAAGAAAGGAUGUACUGAAAGGGCAAUUAUAUACUGCCAAACUAUCAAAGUCACCACUUACUUAUAUUCCUUUUUCGCAUCAGAAGUAGGUGAUGACAUGUAUGUUGAUGACUCCAUGGAUCCCAAAAAGAGAACUGUUGAAAUGUUUCAUAGCAGGAUAGAUGAACUGAAUAGAGAUCAUAUAUUAGAGUCCAUGGGCAAACCGGAUGGUUCAGUUCGAGUUUUAAUUGCAACCAUUGCUUAUGGCAUGGGAAUUGAUUGUAAGAAUGUGACAACUGUCAUUCACUAUGGUCCUUCUUACAACUUGGAGACAUACAUGCAAGAGAGUGGAAGAGCUGGAAGAUCAAAUAUGCAAAUGUGCAAGUCUGUCAUCCUGUAUUCAAGCUUAAUGAUGAUGCAUUGUUCCGAUGAAAUUAAGAGUUAUGUACGUGAAUCAUCAAAGUGCAGAAGAAAGAUGCUGUUAGAAAGCUUUGAUGUUGACUUGAAUAACCUGCCUGUGACACAAUACCCUCACCAUUGUUGUGAUUUUUGCAAAAAAAACUGCAAAUGCUGUGGGACAUAUUGUGAUUUUGUAUACUUUACAUCAAUGUCUAUUAGCAAUCAAGAAGCUGCAAUGGAGUCUUUGUGCUCAAGAAAAGUUACAGAUGCUCAAAGAACAGCACUUGCCCAAAAGUUGACAUAUUUAAAGAUGGUUUUAAAAGAACAAUUUUUAAAAAAGCUAAGAUUGCAAAUGUACCUAUGUUUACACCUACAAAGUUAGCUGGUGCAUUUGGAGAUCCUGAAAUAGAACAAAUAUUGCAACAUUGUGAGAAAAUUUUUUCUGUUGCUUCUAUUUUUAAGUUUGUUAAUAUCUGGCAUACAAGUGUGGCAAAUGACGUUUUGUUUGCAUUUUCAAACGUCUUUGAAGAUAUUGAUGUAGCUGAAUCUGAAGAAGAAACAGAACUUGACAAUAUAGAAGAGUUCUCUUUUGAUAAUAUAUUUGAUUUUGAUGAACAAGACUCAUUGCUGGCCAGCGUUGAAGAAGAACUAUUUACUAUUGCAGAGGAUAGCCUUAUUGAAAAUGCUGAAGAAGGGUAUGACACUGAGUAG